CCGAGUCACCCAUCGUUUGGGAUUCCGAUCGAUGUCGAUCUCCCGCCCUGUCUAUGGAAGUCGUUGAUGUUGGUUCUAGCGUGCGCCCAAGGCCCCGACCCGUGCUUCCCGUGCUUUUGCUGCUACCGUGUGGGGAAACGAGAGAGAUCCGGAAGCGAUCAUUUUUUCACUAAAACUUUCCCUAAACCAGCACACAACCACGGGCCUUCUAGAUUGAGUAUGGGGCGAAUACUCCCAUCUCGAAUGGGGCUGGUCGUUUUGUCUUUUGUCUUUGAGGUGACUUUUUCCGUGCGUAUUGUUGAUUUACUGCGAUAUUCACUCGCAUUUCCACAUCACGAAAGGCUAGCUCCCCGUUUCAUGAAAUCGCAAUCCACCAAAACUCAUCCACCGCCCCUCCAUCCGCAGGCGGAUCGAGUACGAGUCUACGAUCCGCACGACGUUCUGGCUCGUUCCCCCUCUCACCCACAUCGCGGACACGCCCCGUACGCUUCGUCGCAACGUCGAACUCAGGCGGAUGGCUACGUCAUCAACGGUACCUAUGCAAAUAAAAACGGCAUGCGUCAAGCACCUCCUCCACCGCCUGCUUCUGCCCCAGAGCCGUCUUGUGGAGGAGGUACAGCAAGUGUCUUGUCGGGAUUCCAGGUGGACUAUACGCGGGUGUCUCCGAGGAAGACGGUGAGGCGGCCAAGGGUUGUUUUAGAGGAGGAGGAGGAAUUCCGAGGUGGAGUCGAGAAUGAAGCAGUGGGAGAUGAUCUGGACGCCACUUCCUUGUCCCAGUCAGAGAAGAAAACAUUGAUCCUGCGCAAAGGAGCGGAUAGCCAAGGGAUGGACAGUGAGCGAGUGGGGGAAGUACGUCCUCCUCCGCCAGAGGCGUAUAUCGUGUUAAGGCCGCAUCGGGUGCCGAGGGUUGCAGAUUUUGGUGGGGAUGUGAGUGGCGUGGGAACGGGAGUGGGAACGGCAGUGGGAGUGGGAAAGGGGACGGGGAAGGGGACGGGAAAGGGGACGAAAGGAAAAGGGAAAUAUGGUAAAUCGAUAGGGACGGGAGCCAGGAAGGGAAAUGUUGAUGUAGGCUGGGAUGAUGGGAUACCAGGGGAUAUCCCGACGUUUGAAAAAUGGUCGUAUGAGCUUGAGAUACUGCAGAGUCCUACAAGAGGUAGAGCAUUGGGUCUACAUCCUCUAUCUCGCGGUUUUCCAUCGCUUUCUGCGCCAUUGAUUGUCCGGCUCAUUGUACGUGAUGGAUCAGGGGGGAUCAUCCCCGCCGACAAUUCGACACUAAGCAGACGACUCGUCCACACUGUCAUCAUGGUCGACCUCGUUUCGGCUGAUGGCAAGCAGUCGAGGGGGGUUGUACGGGUUUGUGAGCGGUCCGGCGUGUCGGCGGGGUUGAGCGGCGGGGAGGGAGAGACGACGCGGGUUACUUGCCACCUGCGGAAUUUCCUGGGUGGGACGUUUCGUUCGUCGAGCACGUUUUCGAUACCGACGAUAUCUACUACCCGCACGCGACCAUCUCGUGAUACGCAAGAUCGUGAUGCGCAAGAAAAGGGGAAAGGAAACUUUUUCAUCUUUUCAGAGAUGGUGGUACGUACACCUGGAGAGUAUGCGUUGAUUGUCAAGCUUUUGGAUAUGGCGGGACCGCCGCAUUUGGGUACUUCGAUAGGCGUUACGUGCGCGCUUGCAGAGGUGCUGACGAAACCGUUUACUGUCUUCCACUCGAGUAAAUUCCCAGGGAGUGUACCCGCCACGGAGCUUUCGGUAGAGUUUGCCAAGCAGGGUGAACGGAAUCUCGGGCAGAGGAAAGUAAGGGAUGCGAUUGCUGGGUCGAGCGAGGAGGAAGAGGGGAUGUAAAGAUUGAUCAAUUGACAAUGCAGAGUUUG
This is a messenger RNA of Cryptococcus deneoformans JEC21, 1874 nucleotides long. RefSeq lists its product as hypothetical. Lineage: Eukaryota; Fungi; Basidiomycota; Tremellomycetes; Tremellales; Cryptococcaceae. The transcript has 8 exons. The coding region runs from base 67 to 1845 and encodes 592 amino acids. The record is from RefSeq and is a predicted model, not a curated record.